AGACUCAACGCAGCGGCGAGAACAACAACAAAGCCAAGUGGCGCGGUUUCUGAAUGUGGAUUAGUAAUUACGCGCAACACUCGAUAAUAAGGCCUACCACUGAAUAGAGGCAUAAAAAGAAAACAUAAAAACUGGCGGGCAGUGUCCUCUGAUGGAGGAUGAGGAGGAAGGCUUGUCUCUGCUGUCCCUUUUCCAUGGAAGGUCACUCACUACCACGCCUGUUGAGGACAGAACUACUCUGGACCGAACGACAGGACCCCCUACUGACAGUGCAGUGCAGAGCUCUGCUGUCGUAGCAGGCAUGCCCCUGCUACAGACCACGCCGCGCUGCAGGGUCAUGGCCUCUGGGCCAGACGCAGCUCCCCCUAGUGGCAGGGCCAGGCCACUUCAGCGGUCCCUACAUGGAGCCGUGGGGUUGGGGUUAGUGUCCACGCCUACUACAACCACGGAAGAGACGAGAGCAUUGCUGCACAGUUUGAUUUUCUUCCCUGAAGGUGACCCUGAGUUUGGUGCGCACUUCCUGACUGUGUCGGAACCACCACAUGCCACAGCAGAGGAGGAUGAGGAGGAGGAAGAAGUGGGAAUGCCCGAGGAGAGAGAUGAAGAAGCGCGGCCAGGAGCGAGUGUGGAGGUGCAGAUCGGACGGAAGCUGCGUGAGAUCGGCGAUCAGUUUCACGAGGAGCAUCUACAGUUGUUCCUGCAGUAUCAGAGGGCCCAGUUGCCGGGUUGGUGGCACAUAGCAAUGACACUCUACAAUUUCCUGUUUCCAGUGGAAGAGAUUGGACCUGGUGGGGGUCAAAGGUGAAGAAGCCCUUCUGCCCUAGGCACUAGUGCUCAUCACAUGUUGUGGUCUCUAUAGAGUGCGGUUAAAAGAAUGUGGACUCAUGGGAAGUCUAAAACAAUCAAAAAACGAAAAAGAGAACACGAGAGAGUCACCGCUGGCCGGAGACCUACCCCCUCCUCUUUAAAGAAGCCAUCCUCUGAAUAGAGCCCCAAAAAGGCAGUGUCUCUAGAUUUCUUAUCUUUGUUAACUUUAGUUUUUAAAAUUCAUUUGUUUUCACUUUACAAAUUGCUAGACCUCGUCUAAGCUCAGUGAAUGCCUUACUAGAGCCAGCAGCACCAGUAAAGUGAUUUGUAGA
Molecule: messenger RNA, 1139 nt
Organism: Electrophorus electricus (electric eel)
Lineage: Eukaryota; Metazoa; Chordata; Actinopteri; Gymnotiformes; Gymnotidae
Gene: bmf2
Product: BCL2 modifying factor 2
Biological process (GO): apoptotic process; negative regulation of autophagy; positive regulation of apoptotic process
Cellular component (GO): myosin complex
Source: RefSeq, a predicted model, not a curated record